UGUCCACAUAUGUAAAGCAGUCUGGUCAGGAUUCCUUAACAUGGCAGCCGUGAUUGAAGACGCUAUUGAAGACGCUGUGGAAGCCUUUGAAAGUUAUACUGCUGAAGGAGCUGAUCUAGCUGAAGAAGUAACUGAAGAAAUGGCUGAAGAAAUAGCUGAAGCCAAAGUCGAAGUUCAAGAGAUAUCAAAAGAGAGCAGCGUCAUAAAAAAAUGUAUUGUAAAUGUCUCCACAGGCAUCAAAGAUUUGGGAAUAUUUAUGGCAAAGAAUGCAGCAAUUGGUGUAAUAUUGUGGGGUGUUAAUGUUACACUAGCAAAACUGUUCCCUAAAGGCCAAGGGCAGAGUGAAAAACAAAAAUGUGCCUUGAUAAAAGAAGUGAUCCAAGUGAUCAAAACUGAAAUAUGCAUAUCUAAAAGGAUGGCUAAAUGGUUAGAAGACCAUAAGGAAGAAACGGUCAUAUUGGAUGGCAUAGAAAUCCCUCUGGAAUCACUAAUUUCCACACACAUUAAGCCAGUAUCUGAUGCUAUUGACCAAGCAUACUCUGUGGCACAGUCACUACAAAACUCUGAUGGAAAUCCUUACAAAGUUCCAACUGCAGGAGACAUACAGAAGUUCCUCAUGGCGGCAGAUGCUUUCCUAAAUGCUUUCAACUUCCUGGUGGCAUUCAUCAAUGAAAACAUGCAGAAGUUUCAAGGUCUCUGCAGCUUCCCAGUGAAAAAAGAAGACAUUGACACUCUCAGAGAACUGAUAGAGAAUGUGAAGGCUGAAAAAAUGAACUGGUCUUAAUGUGCUCUUAACGGUUUCUUUCUUUCUUUCUUUCUUUCUUUUUGCAUUUGUAAAUAAAGACAGUGACUUCAGCUGUCAACUUUACAUGCAUCCUUAGCAGUAUGAAAACAAAGUAUCCGGCAAAUUGUGAAUUAAUUAUUUACAGAAAGUCAGCUAAGAACAGUCCUUUUGUAAUGUAAUAAUGAGAGCAUUUGUAAGAGUGCUCAAGUGAGCAUGUGCUGAAUAAAACC
Molecule: messenger RNA, 1014 nt
Organism: Sinocyclocheilus anshuiensis
Lineage: Eukaryota; Metazoa; Chordata; Actinopteri; Cypriniformes; Cyprinidae
Exons: 3
Coding region: 41-784 (247 amino acids)
Source: RefSeq, a predicted model, not a curated record